Zymoseptoria tritici IPO323 is the source of this 6177-nucleotide messenger RNA. RefSeq lists its product as uncharacterized. Bases 1 to 6177 code for a protein of 2058 amino acids. Lineage: Eukaryota; Fungi; Ascomycota; Dothideomycetes; Mycosphaerellales; Mycosphaerellaceae. The record is from RefSeq and is a predicted model, not a curated record. The transcript has 6 exons.
AUGGCAGCUGUUGUGGCUCGCGCAGACGGUCCUCCACACGGUCACGAAUGGCGCAGACGAGACAUCCUGUUGGUGGAUGAGAAGAGGAGGGAGCAUGGUAGUGGUCAUUUGAAGUCGCGAUUGCGAGCAUUGGUGGGGUUUUGGGAGGACUUCACCUCGCGUGAGAAUUUGAAGAGCUCUGGAACAUUGCGGACGAAAGAGCAGAGCAUUACGAGGGAUAUCUGGAGACCGUAUAGGUCUGUUUCUUCGGAAGGCAAUGCGCCACCGGCGUACGAGGAUGCUCUGUGCGAUGUGCCGCCGGAUUAUACGGCUACGGAUGCUUGUGCGAAUGCGAUUGAUCUACGGGAAGGAGAAGCUAGGAUUGAACACGGCUGGAUCGAUGGCCGAACGAAGGAAGAGAGCAGACAGGUCUACGAGGUCGUGGAUGUCAAGGUGGACUUUUCUGCGGCAGAGAAUAUACGUUCGCGGGCGAACAAGAAGGCUAAGAAGGCUGCGAAAGCCGCUGCGGUGAACAAGUGGGGCGACAAUAGCGACGAUGGUGAGAAGAAAGAUGAGGACGGAGCGGACGGCGAAGAUGCAGGAGGUGGUGGUGAUGCGCCGGCUGGAGGAGAUGGCGGUGGAGACCCUCCUGGCGACGGCGGAGAUGGAGGAGAUGAUGGCGAUGACUGGUUCGGAGGUGGCGGCAAGAAGAAGAAGGAUAAGAAGAAAAAGAAGAACGCGUGGGAAGAAUUUGAGGAGGAGGAGAAAAAGAAGCAGGAGGAGGAAGCCAAGGCUGCGGAAGAGAAUGGCACUGCUGAGGCCGAAGCUGAGCCAAUCGAGGACUGGGGCUCAUUUGCUGCCGUCGGAAAGAAGGGCAAGAAGAAGAAGGGCAAAGAUAUUGAGCCAGAGCCCGAACCUGAGCCCGUCGUUGAGGUUCCCGCACCGGUCGAAGCUGCGCCUGAAGACGAUUGGGGUGGCUUUACGACAACGAAAAAGAAGAAGGGCAAGAAAGGCAAGGAGGUUGAGCCUGAGCCAGAACCUGAGCCCGUUGUUGAGAUUCCAGCACCGGUCGAAGCUGCGCCUGAAGAAGAUUGGGGUGGCUUUACGACAACGAAAAAGAAGAAGGGCAAGAAAGGCAAGGAGGUUGAACCUGAGCCAGAACCUGAGCCCGUCGUGGAAGUGGUCGAGCCAGCUCCAGCUGCGGAGGCCGAGGAUCCUUGGAGUUCUUUUGCGACCGUCGGCAAGAAGAAGAAAGGUAAGAAGGGCAAGGAGGUCGAGCCAGAACCUGAACCUGAGCCUGUCGUGGAAGUGGUCGAGCCAGCUCCAGCCGCGGAGGCCGAGGAUCCUUGGGGCUCAUUCGCGACUGUCGGCAAGAAGAAGAAAGGCAAAAAGGGCAAGGAGAUCGAGCCAGAACCGGAACCCGAGCCUGAAGUCGUCGUACCUCCACCAGAGCCCGAGCCUGAAGACGACUGGUUAUCUGGAAGCAAGAAGGACAAGGACAAGAAGAAGAAAAAGGGCAAAAACGAACCUGUCUCGCCAGACCCGCCGAAGGACGAGAUGAAGUUCGACGACAUCAGCCUCAACGACGACAAGGCCGCACCGAAACUCGACUUGGAUCUAGGAGACUUUGGUGGUGGAACUGAGAAGUCGGAAAGCAAGGGAUUCAGCUUUGGUGGCUGGGGAGGAGGAUGGGGUUCCGGUGCAGUGAAGUCGUGGGGAUUCGGCAGCAGUGCCGAUACGCCGAAAGAGGAGCCAAAGAUUGAGGAUACCUCCUGGAGCUUCGCGGCAGUGGAUGACAAGAAGGACAAAAAGAAGAAGAAGUCUGGCAGUGCAUUCGACUUCGGCUUCGAUGCAGUCGGCGACGAGGGUGAUGCUGGCACAGUGGACUUUGGCGAUGCAAAAGUCGAGCCCGUAGCAGAAGAGGAUCCAUGGUCAGGCUUCUCAGCUGCAGGCAAGAAGGACAAGAAGAAGAAGAAAGGUGCGAUCGAACCCGAGCCUGUGGUAGAGGUCCCGCCGCCUCCGCCUCCGCCUCCGCCUCCUGUCGAGGAGAAGCCGGCCGACGAUCCAUGGGGAGGAUUCAGCACUGCCACCGGCAAGAAGGACAAGAAGAAGAAGAAGUCAUCUCCUUGGGAUGCCGAACCUGAGCCGGAGCCUGUCGUCGUCGUUCCCGAACCUGAACCCGAACCGGUGAAAGAGGAGGACGACACAUGGGGCACUUUUGGCAUGUCGGCAAAGGACAAGAAGAAGGCGAAGAAGAAUGCCAAGUUGGGCAUUGUGGAGGAGAAGGCGCCUGAGCCGGAGCCGGAGGUUGUGGUCGUGCCGGAGACGAAGGUGGAGGAUGCGUUCGAUGGCUGGGGCACAACAACCAAGAAGGGCAAGAAGGAUAAGAAGAAGAGCACCUUCGAUUGGGCAGAAGAAGCAACGCCUGAUCCUGUUGUCGAGGUUCCUCCUCCACCACCUGCUGAGCCUGAGCCUGCUGCGACCGACUGGCUUGGAGGUGGAUGGGGAGAGACAACCAAGAAAAAGAAGGGCAAGAAGGGAGCGGUCGAAGAAGUCCCGCCACCGCCUCCACCUCCUGUCAUACCCGAGCCUGCGCCCGCUGACGAAGACUGGUUCAGUGGGUUUGGAACGAAGAAGGACAAGAAGAGCAAGAAAGUCGUCGAGCCGGUGGUUCCUGAUCCACCCGCAGUUGAGCCAGAGGCAAUUAUAGAGCCAAAGGUGGAGGAAGAUGAUUGGACGAACUCAUGGUCUACAGGGACGAAGAAGAAGGACAAGAAAGGCAGCAAGUCAAAAGGCAUUGUUGAAGUGGUGGAUCCUAGUCCUGGCGCGUCGGUGCUUCUGCCGGAGUCCGUGCAGGAGAAACCGGCCGAGGAUGAUCCUUGGUCGAGCUGGACGACUGGUAAGAAGGAGAAGAAGAAGGGCAAGAAGGGAUCUCUUGAGCCCGAAGUACCCGCAAUUCUGGAGAUCGAAGACAAGCCUGCCGAAGAGCCUGCUGUAGACUUACUGGACGCGGGUGAUGACGAUCUCUGGGCGACCACGACGACCAAGAAGAAGGACAAGAAGGACAAGAAAGGAUCGAAGAUUGUUGAGGUUCCAAAAGUCGAAGAAGUCAAAUUGUCCAAGACCAAGUCGAAGGACUCAAAGGAGUCAAAAGAGUCUCCAGACGAUAUCAUCGAGAUUGUCGAAGAGCCGCUCCCGUCACCGAAAGAGGAGAAGAAGUCAGCAGGCUGGGGCAUCUGGGGCAGCAGCACGACCAAGACUCCGCCCAAGAAAGAGACGUCCAAGGAGAAGCGAGAGCGUGAGAAGAAGGAAAAGGAAGAGAAAGAAAAGGAGGAAGCUGCUGAAGCACAACGCAAGGCAGAUGAGGAAAUGUUCGCUGCUGCGCUUGAUGAGGAUCCCGAUGGGCUUCUGGAUCUAAUGGACGAUCCGGUGCCCGUGAUCACCAAGAAAUCAUCGUCGAAGGACAAGGACAAGGACAGCAAAAAGAAGACAUCCAAAGUGGAGAGCAAGUCCAGCAAGAAGGAGCCCACACCAGAGCCCGAGCCCGAGCCCGAACCAGAACCAGAACCAGAGGCAUCUCCACCCGAAGAACCCAAAAAGGCUGACGGAUGGGGAUUCUGGGGCUCGUCCCUAAAAGCCGGAAAGAAAGCCACACCCGCAACGGACGCUAAGAGUAAGAUUGGAAAGGAUCCGUGGGCCAAUGAGGAAGCAGACGUCGCGGCCUUACCGAAGAUGCCAGACGUCCUUUCGGACAACGAUAACAAGAAAUCCUUGUCCAAGUCCACGGCUGCUGACGCAUCGAUGGCGAAGACCAAGACUGCUGCGGGCAAGACGUCGUCGUCGAUUCAGGAUCGCAUCAAGGCUUUGCAAGCGGAGCCGAUUGAUGCCAAGAAGUCGUCCAAAAGCAAGGCUAGCGCUGCUGUUGUCCCACUGCCUGAACCUGAGCCGGAACCGGAACCGGAACCUGUUGUGGUCGUCGAGAAGAAGUCGAAGAAGUCCGCAUUGGCGUCCAGCAAGGCCGAGAAGGAAAAGAAGAAGACGUCACCGGAUCUCAAGCCUUUGGAUUCACCUGUGCCGGGUGGCUUCCCUGGCGCUGACUUACUCGACGACGUCCCGGAGAAAGACACAUCAAAGAAGUCAUCAUCCAAAGACAAGAAAGUCUCGAGUAAAUCUGCCGACAAGAAGACGAAGGCGAAAGAACCCAUCAUCGUUGAAGCGCCCGUCGUUCCUGAUCUCCUGGACCUCGACGACGCGCCCGAAGACCGCGUCAAGCCCAAGUCGAGCAAGAAGGAGCGACCGAAAGUCGUACGCGACCAAGGAAGUUCAUCUUGGGGCUUUUGGGGCGCGACACCUGCGAAGAAGUCACCUUCCAAGGAGGAAGCCGUCUCGCCAAGUGCAAAGGAACGUCCCUCUGGACUCUCGCGAUCCAAGUCGGCGCGCAAGGCGUCGGAUAAAGAUCCGCUCGACAAGACCUCCGAUCCUUCGGGCUCCGACAAAGGCGAUAAGAGGGACUCCAAGUCUCGGCCGAGUGCGUCUCGUGGCUUCUCCAUGUUCGGCACGCCGUCCCGCUCCAAGUCGACGCGGGACCCCACUUCGGCAAAGAAAUUGAGUUCGCGCCGUCAGUCAGUUGCUGUUGAUGAAUCCGGACUGGUGUCUCCCGCUGCGGCAGAUAAGGAGAUGUCAACCAAGGCUGCCAAGGUCAUGGGUGUCAACCGUUCCAAGUCUACCAAGGAGAAGACCACCCGCAAGAUCCCGGAUCCCUACCCGAUCGACUCGGACGACAUGAUUGUUGUUGAUGGUCCGGAAGACUCGGCGAAGGAUAUCGAUGAUCGCAAAGAGAGAAAGAAGUCGAGCAAAUCCAAGCGGCAGUCGACGUACAUGUCUGGUGGUCUCAAUGGCGAAGCUGAUGCAUUUCCGAACGCUGAUGAGGCGCGCGGUAUGGAUGAUGAUCUUGCUGAAAGACCUGGACUUGUGCGUCGGGGCACCUCGAGCGCCAAGAAGGCGGGUCUCAUGGGUGGUCUCUUUGGCGCCUUCGGUGCGCGACCUACUCCCGAUCGUCGCCAAAGCAAGGCUUACGAGACUGAAGACGGUGCUGGUCGCAAGCGAGGCUCCGUCGACGAUGAAGACUCCAAGCGUCUUCGUCGAGAUGAUCGCAAAGUCAACAGGUCCUCCCGUAAGCCUUCUGACGAAGGUACUGCGGCUGACGUUGAAGAUCCUGAGGUGCGUGAAGCGCGCCGAAGGGAACGUCGCCAGAGACGCGAGCAUGAGGCUGCUGUGGCAGAAGCCAAAGCUGCUAGGCAACGUGAAAAGGAAGACGCUCAGCGCGCAAAGGCUCAGGCCGAGGAGGAUGAACGGGAGGCUCGCCGACAGGAGGAGAAACGUGCUCGUCGUGCGGAACGAGAAUCUCGUCGUGCGGAGGAAGAGCGCCUCGCUCGUGAGGAGGAUCAGGCGCGUGAGGAACGCCGCGCACGACGUCGUGAAAAGGACCGUCAGCGCGCUGAGGAAGCGGCUGCUGCUGCUGCCGCGGCAACCCAUACUCGUCCAUCGCGACCUAAACCCGACCGUCGCCGCUCAACUUACGUCGACACUCCCUCCGAAGAAGAAGCCCGCCGCGCCCGUCGAGAAGAACGACGCUCGCGCCGCAGCGUUGAUCCUACAUCUCCACCCGCCGACAACAAAGACCGACCUCGCGCCUCCCGCCGUCGCUCCGACUAUCCGGACGAACACAUCUCCUCCCGCUACGCUGAACCUCCCGCUCCCAUCAACCCCGUCGCCCAAGCCAUCAAGAAAGGAGGCGACAAAACCGCUUCUUGGGUGCACUCAAUCAGCAACUCCGACCCGGAUCCUCCUCCGAUCGAAGGCACCGUCUUAGAUGUACCUUAUCACGCGGACGAUGGCGUUCCGGACCGACAUCCGUUGGAAGGAGAGGAUACCACGGCAAGGGAGAUGAGAGCGACGCAGAGACGGAGGAAGGAGAGAGAGGGCGGUGGGGACGAUGGCAGACGCAGAAGGAGAGAUGAGGAGGGCGUUGGGCGGAGCAGUGAUGGCGACUCCGGGCGGAGGAAAUCGAGUUAUGCGCCGGUGAACAGCAUGGGCGCGGGCGAUAUGGGCGGGAGGGGCUUUGAUGGACGACCGGGGAUGGGUGGAAGGGGAGAGAGUAAGAGGGGAAGUUGGUUGAAGAAGAUGACGGGAUUUUGA